CCUGUGAAUGAAUGAGUAACACUUUGGAAAUUAUUCUCAUAAAUUUGAAGGCUCUUCUCAUCUUCACGCCUCAUAACCUACUGUAAAGGGUAAAGUACACCUGUUGCAAGUCUGCUUCUUCAUUCACUUCUGGACACUGUAAUGUAAAGGGAAAGCCAAUCAUUUAAGCGGACCUUUGCUGUUUUACAAUUUCAAACUGCUGAUCAGGUUUUACUGAAACACUUGGAGCUUUAUUCAGAUAUCCUAGACAACUUCUUUUUAAGCUUUAGUCUAUUAGUGAAUUUCUGAAGAGGAAUACUCGUAAGCCAUGGAGGAAGCCCUCAACAGCACCAUUGAUCCGGCUUGCUUACAAGGGCCCCCACUGGCAAUCGAUGUGAUAAAGCAGCUAGAUGCAUUUGGACUCUGUCUGUACGGUGUGCUCACCAUCAUGUCCUGCAUGUCCCUGAUGGUGUACCUGGAGCAAUGCCUCUAUAUUUAUAAAAACCUGCCCUACCCCAAGAAGACAACCAUCAUUUGGAUAACUGGUGCAGCACCAGUGAUUGCGAUCAUGUCUUGCUUUGGGAUGUGGAUCCCAAAGGCAGUGAUGAUCACAGACAUGACAUCUAACUGUUAUUUUGCAGUGGUGGUGUAUAAGGUCUUGGUUCUGAUGAUUGAGGAGUUCGGGGGCAGCAGUGUUUUUCUGAAGCAGUUCACUGGUAAAACCUUUAGGAUCAACACAGGACCCUGCUGCUGCUGCUGCCCCUGUUUACCUCGUGUGCCCAUGUCACGGCGAAUGUUUUUCUUGCUGAAGUUGGGUGCUCUUCAGUAUGCAAUCCUAAAGACAGCGCUCUCUGUCCUCUCUGUAAUAUUGUGGACAAACGGCAACUUCAGCCUUUCGGAUCUACAGAUCACCGGCACAGCUAUUUGGAUUAACCCAUUUAUAGGCAUUCUCACUAUCAUCUCCCUUUGGCCUGUUGCCAUCAUCUUCAUGAACACCAACAGCUUUCUGCGCAGCCUCAAUAUUAUACCCAAGUACGCCAUGUAUCAGCUAGUACUUGUACUGAGUCAGCUGCAGACAUCAAUCAUUAACAUCUUGGCUUUAAAUGGAACCAUCGCCUGUGCUCCUCCCUUUUCUUCUCAAGCUCGUGGAUCCAUGCUGAGUCAGCAGAUGAUGAUCAUGGAGAUGUUUAUCAUUACUCUGGUCAAUCGGUUUUUGUUCCGUCGUACAUAUGACACACUUCCCUCUGAGGAACAUGACAACGACCAGAACAGCAAAGUUGCCCUGCAGGAUGUUGUCGUGGAGCAUGAUAUCUGAAUAAGAAGACAAUGAAAGCCUCGAAGUCAGCGCAUAGUCAGACUUAUUUCAUUUGUUAUAACUGUUGACCUCCUUCCAUCGCUCACUCAAUGUAGUUUUCUUUCUCUGUUUUGGAUCAAAUUACUCCCUGGGUGA
Molecule: messenger RNA, 1429 nt
Organism: Monopterus albus (swamp eel)
Lineage: Eukaryota; Metazoa; Chordata; Actinopteri; Synbranchiformes; Synbranchidae
Product: organic solute transporter subunit alpha-like
Exons: 8
Coding region: 308-1294 (328 amino acids)
Source: RefSeq, a predicted model, not a curated record